AUGCCGUACAUCAUCCCACAUGUCAGAGAUCUCGACCCUCGCCCUCCUCGCAUGCUCAUUGGACAUCGUGUCCUGCCAGAAGCCAAUCCUUUGAGACGAUUCGAGGAACAUAAGAGAAAGACCUGGGCACGAGACUAUGCUUACCUGUGCCUGGUAGGCAUCAUCCCUGAUAUAGAACCCAGCAAGGGUCGUCCUGAUCGCCGCCUCCCUCGAGCUCCGCUGCCUCCGGGAUCACGUGCGCGCAAACUCCUUGGGAAGCCCCUGCCGCUCGAACUUCCCGCUCCGCCCUCGCCGCCGGGCCCGUCGCCGUCGCCAAGACCCUCGGAGCAUCUCCUCCACCGCGAUCUCACCACCUCGAGCCCCCUAGGCCGGUCAAAGAGACCGGUCGUCCCGGUGACAGUUGGGAGCGACGCGCCGUGGAAACGUAUCUUCGGACGCAUACCUCCUCGGGUUCUUGCUACCAUCCCCGAGAACAUCAACAACAUAACAAUGGCUCCUCGUCCCACUCCUGACGAAGAUCUUUGCCUCGUGCCUCGGGGCAGCGAGAAUGCAGUCCCUACUGUUCGUGGAAUCAUUGAAGAGUACUAUGAGGAUAGGGAGUACCAGCAGAGUAGCGUCCAGAAGGAAACUCCUUUGAAGGAGAAGAGAACCCCUGUCUAUCUGUCGCCCGAGCAGGCCAAGUACACAGCAGAGGUGAUCCGCAGAUCGAAGGUGGACUCCGCCGUCCGCCCAACUUCCGUUCGUCUUCCACCCAAGGCCAAGCAGGUCCUUGGCUCUCCUCAGCCGAUCAACAACAACAGUGAUUGGCAUCUCUCGAACAACGUCGAGAAGACUCCUCUUCACUCCAAAGGCAACUCUGUCAACUCACUCAGACACAGCGCGUCAUCCAAAGUCGCCAGUCUGCUCACCCCUACCAAGGCAAGAAAGCCAUCCACUUCCUCACUUGCGCACGACAAAGUGGUGAAGCACACAUCUUCCUCUUCUUACCACACAACAAUUUCGCACACACACAAGAACACAAGACCUUCUUCUUCCCCCAUCAAGCACUCUUCUAUUCUCUCUUCAAUCAACAUGUCUGCUCACGCCUCGCCCACCAAGCAGGCUGCUGCCGGCGCUUCUUCUGACAAGGGCUCUGCCAAAUCUCCUGUCUCCCCCAACAAGCCUACCACUUCGCCCAAGAAGGAGGUCUCUGCUAUCAAGCGCACCAUGUCGACUUUGUUAACACCCAAGCGCGCUCGCGAAGAUGUGCCACCUCCCCCACCUAAGAAGGACACCCCUCCAUCGAUCACCGAGAAGCCUACCAAUCUCAAGAUGUCGUCUAACAUCAUCGACGUUGGUAGACCUUCGGACGCCUACUCUGGCAACGGUUUUGCGGCCACUGUCCAGAAUAUCGACGACGAGGCUCAGUCCACCAAGUCUCGCGAAACCAUUACUGUCGCCUUCGAUGACGACGACAACGACGACGACUGCAGCCCUAUCAAGCAGGUUAAGUCUGGCGUUGUUAAGAUGGCCCAUCAGCCCUACUCGCCCUUCAUCGGUCAGAAGGCCACCUUCGAGGCCGACCCCAAGCUUGUCAAGGAGAUCAAUGAAGAGUUCCAAUCUCCUCCUAUGGACAGUAAUCUCUUCCACAGCCCUCAGCUUGGCAAGAAGGUCUCUCCUAAGUCUGCUGAGAAGGCCAAGACUCCACGCUACAUGCCUGAUGGUCUGCUUGAGGGUGGUUUGCUUCCUCCUACUACUUACCAGCCUCCUGAGAUUGGGGAGAAGGCCAGACCCCAGACCGAGAUCUACUCUCCUUCGAUGUACAGUGUCACCAAUGGACACGAUGUCUUCCGCGAGGCUGUCUCGACCCCUGUCGUGCCCUCGAACUCGCCGACCAACGACGACAAGCAGGUCGAUGGCACUCUUCCUCGUACUCGCAUUCCCGGUAUUCAGUACAUCAAGACCGUCCAAGACAACGAGUAUGUCUACCGUCCCGAGGAUCACACCUUCAACCGCUACCGUGGCGAGACCCCAGUCAUGACCCACGACUUCGCUACCACUGGCGCUCAGCAGACUCAGGAACGUUCUGUCAGUGGCCCUGCCACCGUUCAGACCCCCACCAGCAACGCCACUGGCUACGAUGGCAUGCCAUUCGAGCACCCUAGCGCUGUUCCUCCUCCCCUCCGUCGCACCUCCCGCGACAACUCGAGCCGUAGCUCAUCUGGUCGCUCUCUUCGUGACCGCUUCAAGGAGGCUGGCGGCCUAGGCAUUGAGCUCGGCGAGUCUAUCAACAGCUACUACAAUCACGACAACGGCACUACCCUUGGCGUCGAUGGCGAUGGCAACUUUGAGAGACGCCGCGCCAUUGUCGCCAUGAGAUCCCCUGACUACUUCAGUAAGCAGGGCAGCUUCGACGCUCCUGCUUCUCAGCUCCCCAUGUCUGGUGAGCGCAAGUACAGAUCCUUCAUCGACGAGUCUUACAAGGGUUUGGAUCGUGCCGAGCACACUCGCCAUGAUGUUCAGAUGAGCAAGCUGGAUGCCCUGACCGAGAAGAUCGACCAGAUCUUUGCAGACAACCUCAAGCUUCGCCAGGAUGUCAAUGCUAUUGUUACUGAUAAUCGCAAGCACCUCGACAUCAUGGGCGCUGAAAACCGCAAGCAUCGCGAGACCGUCGAUGUCAUCGCUGCCAAUAACUACCUGACCCGUGAGAACCUCGAGACCAUCGUCACCGAGAACCGCAAGAUGCGCAACUCUAUCUCUGACAUGGCUGAGCACAUUCUUGAUCACGAGAAGCUGGAGCUGCUCGUCGACAAGAUUGUCGAACGCCUUCACCCUACUAUCGUCAGAGGCAUUGAGAAGAACGACCUCAACACCGAGCGCAUCCUUGCUUGCAUUGACAAGCGCCACGAGCAGAUGCUCCAGGAACUCAACCCCCACAAGUACAAGCAGGGCAAGAGUGUCCGCGCUUCUCCCAGCUCCUCUGCUGGUCAAUUCUCACCCAGCUCUCAGGGUUUCUUCUCACCUAGCUCCAAUGGCUACUUCUCGCCCAGCUCUACUAAGGGUUACCGCAAGCCUGGCAAGUACACUGAGGAGCCCUCUGAACGCUAA
Aureobasidium melanogenum CBS 110374 is the source of this 3087-nucleotide messenger RNA. RefSeq lists its product as uncharacterized. Lineage: Eukaryota; Fungi; Ascomycota; Dothideomycetes; Dothideales; Saccotheciaceae. The coding region runs from base 1 to 3087 and encodes 1028 amino acids. The record is from RefSeq and is a predicted model, not a curated record. The transcript has 2 exons.